AUGGACAAACAAACCCCGAAACUGAGCAACAGUCUCCUGACACCCGAGCCACACUACAUCCCGGGGUUUGUGGGACACUGCCCACAGCUCAAAUUCAAUGGAGGGAAGUCAUACGGCCAGCUCACAGCUGAGAUGCUCCGCCUUCCUAAUAUAAAAUGCUCCGCUCACCGGGUCGUCAGUGACCAUCACGUCCCCUCUGCAGAGUAUGACUCUGCUCUGACACUGAGGAUGAUACCAGGAUUCACCGGCUUUAUUCCAAAACGUCACAACUACUUUGGCAGCAGUUACUCUGACACGUGUCGCAAAGCGAUAUCUGAGUUCAACCAGGAGAGACGCACAAGGACGCAACGAUCAUCAUCAGACCUGCCAGCUCUUGUCUACCACACCAACCCACAUCCUGAAAGACUAAGACCCUCUUUGGCGGCAACCUCCGGCACAGUUUUCCGUUACAAGCCUUUGAAGCCUUUUACACCCCUCAGAACUCCAUACGUCAUGGAUGAUGAUGACCCGAACAAGCACUUUAUCUUAGGAUUCUCUGGACACGUGCCGAAAUCUCGCUUCCUGUUUGGCAAAGGCUACGCCGUCACCACCAACCAGGCUCUGAUCCAGUUUGGAGAGCAGCAGCGGACUGACCCCAGGUCCCAAAAUAACUCAGGGAGAAAGGACAGUUCGGUAGUCACCAAGUCCACCAUCUAUCCCACAGACAGUAGGAUGGUGCCGUCAUUCUCGGGACACAUCCCAGGAUAUAAGUUCAUGUGUGGAGACACCUUUGGCAAUCUCUCCCGGAAUGUACUAGAAAAGAGCGGGAUCAAAAGGAUUUCCCAGGACAAGUCGUAA
Molecule: messenger RNA, 837 nt
Organism: Xyrichtys novacula (pearly razorfish)
Lineage: Eukaryota; Metazoa; Chordata; Actinopteri; Labriformes; Labridae
Source: the annotation of a GenBank genome assembly